CAGCCAGGCGGACACGGCCUGCGCGUCUCCCCUCGUUGCUCCUUCCUCCCCGUUUCGCACAGCACACAACCUCACUUCCGUUCCCAAGGCAUUUGGUGUUAUUCCCACCCAACACUCCACUUGCCCUUUUGAACAAACCCAGGAAACAGUGCUCCGUCUUUAGUCCCUUCGCCAUGUCGUCCCGCAGAAGCACUCGGAAGCGCAAGAGCUAUACUUCCGCCCCCGCUGCUGCUGAUAUCAGCUCCGCCUGGUAUGUCGGCUACGCAGAGGAUGGCGAGUCCGUCGAAGCCAUCAUGCAAAAGUUCCAGGAGCUCGAACGCAUGCAGAUGGAGUUAUCCGCCCAAGGCUCCAGUUCAACCGUCUCAACGACGACCCCGCAAGUUCCUUCCUCCUCUUCCUCGACUCCCCUUACCACCACCACCCCCGACGCGGCUCCAACGCCCAUGGAUACCGACCCGACCACGAGCACCUCGUCCCCCGUCUUAACCACCGACGACAUUCACCAGAUGCAACUACACGCGACAAACACGGACUCGACAUCAACCUCCUUCACGCAGGAGCAGCUGGAGGAACUGUUCAAGCGCACGUCGGGGUUCACGGUGCGCCAGGCGGCGAUGAAUGUGGAUGUGGAGGAACUGGAUGAUAUGGAGCUGUGGAGGAUGGAGAUUGAGGGGGGGGAAGAUGAGGAGUGGGGUGGGGAGAUUGACGAGGAACAUAUAGCGUCGGAAGACGAAUUCUGGGACGACGAGGAGUUUGGCGCACCGGCGCGCAGAGCAGUUCGUCGUGUGGCCGGUGCUGGUGGCGGCGGCGGCGGAUCGCGGUCACGAGCGGUGGAUAGGGAGAGUCUGAUUGCGCGGUACAAGGUGAUGCAGGUGCAGAUGCAGGACCGGCAUGGGAAUUUCUUUGUGAUGAAGAAACGGGUUUGCACGGUCGACCCAACUCUGCCAACAUACGUCCGUAUCCCCCCAGCACCCAUCCCUCGCUCAUGGGUCAAGCUGAUCGCUCCGUACGUGCCGCCGGUCGUAGACGUGCCUGGCAGCAGGUACUUUGAACACCCCGACAUCCUCGGGUUCGACUACAAGCAGCUUGGAAACAGGUUCCAGGUCAUCCAUAUGGAUCCCCCGUUUUUGUUGCCGGGGGAGGAACCCACGCCGGGGAAGAUUAGUGUUGAGGAAUUCAGCACCCUCCCCAUCCCCGCCCUCCUACCGACGGGUUUCCUCUUCAUCUGGGCAGAAAAGGAGCUGACACCCCACAUCAUCACGACCGCAACGCGGAAAUGGGGCUUCCGCUACGUGGAGAAUUUCGCGUGGAUCAAACGCGAACGCAAUAAUGAGAUUGCGAGAGGCCCCGGACGGUAUUUUAGACGGAGUAAAGUGACGUGUUUGAUUUUGAGGAGGGAGGAGAAGCCGGGCGACGUCGAACUCCGCCACCAACGUUCACCCGACUGCGAGUUUGAUUUCAUCAAGCCCUGCAUCACCACUCAAUUAACAGAACAAAAACCAGAAUUCAUCUACAAGGUGAUCGAAACACUCCUCCCACAGGCUGUGUAUGGGGCGGUUGACAAGGAUGGGAGUGGGGAGGGGAAGAGGAGGAAUUUGGAAGGGGAGAGGAUGUUGAGUUUGUGGGAUGUGAAGGGACAUCGACGAAAAGGGUGGACUACUGUCGUGCAGGCGCCUGUGGGGAUAGAUCUAGAAGGGGACGCGGGGCCGGUGGGGAAGUAGGUGGGUUGAGUGCGGUGUACAGAAGGCAGAGAUGGCAGACUUGAACUCUUCUAGCAUGGUGUAGGGGACAUUGGCCGCACAGCAGACGAGCGGUCGAGGAAGAGACGGACGCUUUUGGUCUUUCGGGU
Molecule: messenger RNA, 1849 nt
Organism: Fimicolochytrium jonesii
Lineage: Eukaryota; Fungi; Chytridiomycota; Chytridiomycetes; Spizellomycetales; Powellomycetaceae
Exons: 8
Coding region: 174-1721 (515 amino acids)
Cellular component (GO): RNA N6-methyladenosine methyltransferase complex
Source: RefSeq, a predicted model, not a curated record